UUCGCGAGACGCGGUUUUCCUUCUUUUUUUUGUGGUGUAAAACUUCGUCGCAAAGUUAGCUAGCUAGCUAGCAAGGCUGCGUCUGUUUUGUUUUUUUUGCGAGAAUGGCGUCCUCAAAGAAGGGGAAGAAAGUGGUGAAUCAAGAGGAACUCCGACGCUUGAUGAGGCAAAAACAAAGGCAGACAACGGACAAGAAGCGCGUCGAGUCUCCUUUUGCUAAAUACAACAGUCUCGAGCACCUCAGCUGUGUCCUGUGCAAUGUGCACGUUAAGUCCGAACUGCUGUGGCCGGCGCACGUACUCGGCAAACAGCAUAAAGAGAAAGUUGCCGAGCUGAAGGGAGGAAAGAGUCUACCGGUGGUGGCACCGCAGAUGCAACCGGCGAAGAGGAAGGCACCGGACAGCGAGGACGCGAGCGGAAAGAAGGUGAAACCCUCGGCGGGUGCGGGUCAGUCCGCGUCGUCGGGGCUGCCGGGAGAUUUCUUUGAGAAACCCGGCAAAAGGGGAACCGGUUCUGAUAAAGCUGCUGGUCCAAGUCUGCUGGCUGGAGUUUAUGAUGACGAGGAUGAGGGUGAAGGACGUGCCGAAGAGGCGGGUCCGGCAGGGACCACAGAUCCCGCUCCCAAAGAGACCGACGCCGCAGGACUCCCCGAUGAUUUCUUCGACAGCUCCCUCCCGUCCGCACCUGCCAUCUCCCACUCGGGCUCCAUCCUGAAAGCGGACGUGCAGGAGAAGAGCCCCGAAAAGAAGGAGAACACCGCCGAGGCGCUGCCGGAGGGCUUCUUCGACGACCCGGUGAGGGACGCCAAGGUGCGCAAAGUCGACGCGCCCAAAGACCACAUGGACAAGGAGUGGGACGAGUUUCAGAAGGAGAUCCGACAGGUCAACACCAAGUCGGAAGCCAUCGUGGCGGAGGACGACGAGGAGGGCCGCCUCGAACGGCAGAUCGACGAGAUCGACGAGCAGAUCGAGUGCUACAAGCGAGUGGAGGUGCUGAGAGACAAGCGGGACGUGGCGAAGAGCCACGUUCUGCCCAGCGAGGAGAGCAUGGAGGUCGAUGGCAGCGACGAGGAAGAGGAGGACGAAGAGGAGCUGCUGGGGCUCCUGGCCCGGGACUGGAGGGCUAAAGGGGCACUGGCUUAAGUCGCUAAAGCUCAUAUAUAUAUAGAUAUAUAUAUAUCUAUAUAUCUAUCUAUCUCUUUCUCUCUCGUGUGUCUUUCAGCAAUUGUAAAUAUGUUUAACGCCUCUUUGCCACAUAUUUAGGUAUAUUUCCGACUGUAUUAAAUGUGAUGCAGCGUUAUUGUAAACCGGUUUCUCAGUUCAUGACUUAAAGAAACCAGAUGGACCACAAAUCAAGACCUUUUAAACUUUAUUCAUUGUUGCUCACAAAAAAAGAAAAAAAACAUUCAUAAAAUGUCCCCAAGUACAGCAGCAGCAUGGACCCUAUGUCAUGAUGGCCAAAGCUGUUACAUUGUCCUGCAAAAACAAGUAGUCGCCUAAGUUUAUAAAUAGUGUUCAUGUUACAUUAUCGGCAACAUGCAAAUUACAACGCAAACAUUUAAAAAAAUGUACAAGAUACAUUUCAACAACCCCCAUCCCCUUCACAAUAAUUUCUGAGUACAUUUAAACCAUUUUUACAGAGUACAACAAUGUUGAGUAUGCAAUUUAUUAUGUAAAUACAUCAUUAUUAAGCCCAUAAAAAUGGAAUAAAAUUAAUCAAGUAAA
Cyclopterus lumpus (lumpfish) is the source of this 1724-nucleotide messenger RNA. It is a transcript of the gene znf830, whose product is annotated as zinc finger protein 830. The record is from RefSeq and is a predicted model, not a curated record. Gene Ontology annotation, cellular component: spliceosomal complex; nucleus. Bases 105 to 1142 code for a protein of 345 amino acids. Gene Ontology annotation, molecular function: nucleic acid binding; zinc ion binding. Gene Ontology annotation, biological process: nuclear DNA replication; mitotic DNA damage checkpoint signaling; mitotic DNA replication checkpoint signaling. The transcript has a single exon. Lineage: Eukaryota; Metazoa; Chordata; Actinopteri; Perciformes; Cyclopteridae.